AUGGUCAUCAAAAAUAAAAUGACGGGGGUUUUGGGAACGCAGUCCGUGGCUAAGGGGCUAGCAUUAGCUGAUGUUUUCGCGGAGGACUCUGAAAAUGAGCGAACAUUUUACGGCUUUUCUGACAGUGAAAUCAGCGACCACUGCGUUAAGAAUUCAAAGUCGGACAGUGAAGAUGAAGCCCAGUCUGACUCUUCCCGCAAGGAGCAGAGAGCCACAUGUAAACCCUCCUCUGGUGCCCACACCUUCAGACUGAGGGUGGCUCUCCGCUCCACUCACUCUGCCCAGCAGUCCACUGAUGAUGAGGAGGAGGAGGAGAAACAGAAGACAAAAAAGCGAGAGGUCAAGAGGGCAGGGCGGACCAGUCACGCAACGAGACGAGUAAAAUUUAAAGAUGAAGAAGAAGAGACAGCAGUGGCUGGGAGGUGUCCGUCUGAUGAGCAUGACUCUGAUUCCGCAGAAGAUGUAGCGGAGUCUUUCCUGGCCAAGAGACAGCAGAACAUCAAGGCCAACAAAGCAAUGUUGGCUCAGCUGAUGGCAGACCUGCAGAAGAUGCCAGGAGGUGCAGGGUUUCUGAAAAAACAAGCAGGCAAACAGAAGACAAAAGAGAAAAGUUCUCGUCCACCACGUUCACGUGCAGCUGGAGGAGAAGCCAGGAAGAACCCAGAGCCGGAGUCUCGCAGAUGGACCCGCUCCAUGGGGGGAAGUGAGGAUUCUUCAGCCCCUAAAGAGGAAGAACUGGAGCUCAGCUUGGAGGAGGAGCUGCUGGAGGUACGCCGAGCUCCACAACGCCGAGCUCCGCCACGGCCUAAUCAGAGCAAGCCUCAUUUUAUCCGCCCUGUGGAGGACAUCACAGAGGACGAGAUUCAGCUUGUCGCUGACAACAUGACUGAUAAAGUCUACAACAGAGUCACAGGUUCCACAUGCCAUCAGUGCCGUCAGAAAACUACUGACACUAAGACGUGCUGCCGCAGUGAGGACUGUCGGGGGAUUCAGGGUCAGUUCUGUGGGCCGUGUCUGAGGAACCGAUACGGCGAGGAUGUCAAGAAGGCGCUGCUUGAUCCGGAGUGGAAGUGCCCUCCCUGUCGUGGCAUUUGCAACUGCAGCUUCUGCCGGCUGCGUGAGGGCCGCUGCCCGACUGGCAUCCUGUUCCCCCUGGCUCAGUACCACGGCUUCUCUGACGUCCACUCCUACCUCAGCAGCCUCCGUAACAAACUGAAGACUGAGGACGAUGUAGACAUGUGA
Chelmon rostratus (copperband butterflyfish) is the source of this 1242-nucleotide messenger RNA. Its product is annotated as cell division cycle-associated protein 7-like. Lineage: Eukaryota; Metazoa; Chordata; Actinopteri; Chaetodontiformes; Chaetodontidae. Gene Ontology annotation, biological process: regulation of DNA-templated transcription. The transcript is spliced from 9 exons. The coding region runs from base 1 to 1242 and encodes 413 amino acids. The record is from RefSeq and is a predicted model, not a curated record. Gene Ontology annotation, cellular component: nucleus.